UAUUGUUAUGUUAAAGAAGAGAAAACAGAUGAUGUAGAUGAAUAUUGUCAUGUUAAAGAAGAGAAAACUGAUGAUGUAGAUGAAUAUUGUCAUGUUAAAGAUGAGAAAACUGAUGAUGUAGAUGAAUAUUGUCAUGUUAACGAAGAGAAAACUGAUGAUAUAGAAUGUCGAGUUUAUACUGGCGAUAAAACAUAUAAAUGUGGUGUUUGUAGUAAAUCAUUCACUAGAAGCUAUGAUCUAAAGAGACACACAAGAAUUCAUACUGGCGAAAAACAUUAUCAAUGUAACAGUUGUAAUAAAUCAUUUACUCAACACAGUUCUCUCAAAAAACAUAUUCAAAUUCAUACUGGUGAAAAAAAUCAUAAAUGUGAUGUUUGUAAGAAAUCAUUUACUCAGAGUAGUACUCUACAAAAACACCUUAGAAUUCAUACUGGCGAUAAACCUUAUAAAUGUGAUGUUUGUAGUAGAUCAUUUGCCUUUUCUAGUUAUCUGCAAAGUCAUUUGAGAAAUUGUUCAGGACGAAAGCCUUAUAAAUGUGAUGUCUGUAGUAAAUCAUUUGCUCGAGAACAAGAUCAACAAAGGCAUAUGAGAAUUCAUUCUGGGGUAAAACCUUUUAAAUGUGAUGUUUGUGGCAGAUCAUUCACCAUUCGUGGAAAUAUGCAAUCUCACUUGAGAAGUCAUACCGGUGAAAAACCCUAUAGAUGUGAUGUUUGUAGGAAAUCAUUUGCUCGGAGAUGUCAUCUACAGAAACACAUGAGAAUUCAUACAGGUGCAAAACCUUAUAAAUGUAACGUUUGUUUUAAAUCUUUUAAUCAGAGUAGUAAUCUAAAAUCGCACAUAAGAAUUCAUACUGGCGAUAAACCUUUUACAUGCAAUGUUUGUAGUAAAUUAUUCACAGACAAUGGUUGCCUGCAGAGGCACAUGAGAAUUCACACUGGUGAAAAGCCAUAUAUAUGUCAUGUCUGUAGUACGUCCUUCACAGAAAGUGGCAACCUACAUAGACAUAUCAGAACUCACACCGGCGAAAAGCCAUAUAGAUGUGAUGUUUGUAAUACAUCAUUUACAAAGAGGGAUCAGCUACGGAGACACAUGGGAAUUCAUACUGGUGAAAAUCCUUACAAAUGUGAUGUUUGUAGUAAAUCAUUUACUCGGAUUCGUCGCCUACAGAAACACAUGAAAAUUCAUACCGGUGAAAAUCCUUACAAAUGUGAUGUGUGUUGUAAAUCAUUUUAUCACAUUCGUCGCCUUCAAACACACAUGAAAAUUCAUAAUGGUGAAAAACCAUAAUAAAUCAUUUAAUCACAUCCUCAAUUCUCCCGUCAAAAGGCAAAACCUAGUAACUCACUGUUUUCUUAUUUUGAGAAAACAAAGGAAAACGUAAUGAAUGAAUGUUAAACCCCAGCUCAUCCAUUGAUUUGACUAUUGAGUUACUAGGUUUUGCUGUGGUAUACUAGGCAAAUGAAGGAAGUUGCUAGGUUGAGUGAUGGAUGUAACUGCUAACAAAAUCACAAGAUUGGAAUAUCUAGUACAACAGGAAGCACAUACCCUAGUAACUACAAAUUUGGUCCUAACUUAAUUUUGAUAAAAAAGCGAGUUACUAGGUUUUGCCUUUUGACGGGAGAAUUACCCUGUAAACUUUUAAACCUUUUAAGAUCAUAUAUACGUUAAAGAUGGGUUCCCAGAAAAGUAUUUAUCGGGUGGUUAUUUCCAAUAAAAGUAUGGCAAUUUUGGUAUAUAUGGAAAGUAGAGAUAUCCAAUCUUACUAGAAAAAUACUGGAUUCCCCGAAAAACAUUCAUGGAGCGUAUACUGGACAAAAA
This is a messenger RNA of Patella vulgata (common limpet), 1818 nucleotides long. RefSeq names its product zinc finger protein 271. The record is from RefSeq and is a predicted model, not a curated record. Gene Ontology annotation, cellular component: nucleus. Lineage: Eukaryota; Metazoa; Mollusca; Gastropoda; Patellidae. Gene Ontology annotation, molecular function: DNA-binding transcription activator activity, RNA polymerase II-specific; RNA polymerase II cis-regulatory region sequence-specific DNA binding. Gene Ontology annotation, biological process: regulation of transcription by RNA polymerase II. The annotation marks the transcript as partial. The transcript has a single exon.